AUGUAUUCACUUCUCAAGAAAACAAAAAUCUGUCAGGUGUGCAAGAAAUCAUUUUCAAACGGGAAAGCUCUUGGUGGUCACAUGAGAGCUCACACUUUGAAAUUUUUCCCUGGAUCAUCUUCAUCAACUGGCUCGAUCACUCCAUCACUACGAUCAUGCAACAACCUUGGAGCAAGCUUUAGAAGACCUAAUGAAACAGUUCUGGCGAGAUUUGUCCACACCAGUGAAGUUGUUGGUGGUCCAAAGCCAGAUCUAAACAAAGAAGCUGAGCAACGAACAACUGUCAAGAAAAAGAUCGUCGUGGAUUUGGAAGAGGAAAAUUCGAUAGAGUCUGAAAGCGAUAUAACUAUUGAAGAAAGUGCUUUAUGUCUUUUACAAAUGAAGGAUGACAACAUGUCAGAAUAUCUUCAGAAUCUGAAAUCGAUUGAUAGUUUGGUAUCAACUCGAAAAAGAAAAGAUACUGAAAACUAUAUCGAAAUAGAUUCUGAUGAAAAUCACGAAGAUAGUGAUGAUGAGUACGUUGUUGAAGAUGAAGAUGAAGACAAUGAAGAUGACGAUGUUAAGUCUCUCACUUCAGAUGUGGAAAACCUAAUAGGAGACAGCGAUGAAGAUGAUGAUGAUUAUGGUGAUGAAAACGCAUAUUACGGUGGAAAAAGGAAAAGGGGUAAGAAACAAAGUAAAUAUACGUGUGAUACUUGUGGAAAAGUUUUACGUUCGUAUCAGGCAUUAGGUGGUCAUCGAACGAGCCACAAAUACAAGCGAUUGAAGAUUUCCGACAAGAAUUAUUUCGGGGAAGAUGGGCCAAUAGUUCGACGACAAUACGAGUGUCAAAUUUGUAACAGAAUGUUUGCAUCUGGUCAAGCACUUGGUGGUCACAAAAAGAUUCACUAUAUGUUCCUAGCUCCAGCCAAGUAACUUGUCGAUUUCCACCAAGUGACCAUAGAAUCUAUGAAGCGUACCUAGAUUUGGGUGACUAGUUGAGAUAAACAAAUAAUAAAAAGAAACAUGCUUUCUUUUCUUUCUGUUUUCCGACUAAUAAAACAUGUUCUAUGUUUUUAUGUUGUUAACCCUUUUUAAGUUUAUUUUCCUACAUCAAUAAAAGUUGUUUUAAAUU
Molecule: messenger RNA, 1114 nt
Organism: Arabidopsis thaliana (thale cress)
Lineage: Eukaryota; Viridiplantae; Streptophyta; Magnoliopsida; Brassicales; Brassicaceae
Product: C2H2-like zinc finger protein
Exons: 1
Coding region: 1-915 (304 amino acids)
Biological process (GO): regulation of DNA-templated transcription
Source: RefSeq, marked reviewed